This is a messenger RNA of Sinocyclocheilus rhinocerous, 2603 nucleotides long. Its product is annotated as arf-GAP domain and FG repeat-containing protein 1-like. The record is from RefSeq and is a predicted model, not a curated record. Gene Ontology annotation, cellular component: cytoplasm; membrane; cytoplasmic vesicle. Gene Ontology annotation, molecular function: GTPase activator activity. The transcript is spliced from 14 exons. Gene Ontology annotation, biological process: spermatid nucleus differentiation; acrosome assembly; intermediate filament organization. NCBI's taxonomy places the organism in Eukaryota, Metazoa, Chordata, Actinopteri, Cypriniformes, Cyprinidae. Bases 308 to 2068 code for a protein of 586 amino acids.
GUUAUGUUCAAAUGAAUACAGAGUGGGAGGGCUAUUGCACUGGCAGUGAAAGUAGAGUGGGCAGGCUGGCCGUUAAAGAAAGUGUCUGCGCCUCAGGACCCUCCUCUCUUCACUACGGCCGGCGCUUUUCGCCCGUUGUUCGCGAAACGUGAGGCCCUUCUGAAGAACUCCGGUCCGUCCUACCUUCCCGUUUCCCGGUGAUACGUUUUAAAGGAAGCCCCUGUCUAAUAUUUCCCCAGGAACACAUAUUGGAUUUUUAUUACAUUCUUUUUUUUAAUUGACCGACGCUAUAUUAACGACUCCGGCCAUGGCAGCCAGCGCGAAGCGAAAGCAGGAGGAAAAACACCUGAAGAUGCUGCGGGAAAUGACAAGUUUGGCCCCCAACCGAAAAUGCUUCGACUGCGAUCAGCGCGGCCCGACCUACGCCAACAUGACCGUGGGCUCGUUCGUCUGCACGUCCUGCUCAGGCAUCCUACGAGGCCUGAAUCCCCCCCACAGAGUGAAGUCCAUCUCCAUGACGACCUUCACGCAACAGGAAAUAGAAUUUCUACAGAAGCAUGGAAAUGAGGUAUGUAAACGGAUAUGGCUCAGCCUUUAUGAUGACAGAAACUUGGCCAUCCCAGACUUCAGAGAACCUCAGAAAGUCAAAGAGUUUCUUCAGGACAAAUACGAAAAGAAGCGAUGGUAUGUUCCUCCAGAGCAGGCUAAGACGGUGGCGUCGGUUCACGCGUCAAUCUCUGGUUCAUCUGCUAGCAGCACCAGCAGCACUCCAGAGGUCCGACCUCUCAAAACAUUACUGGGGGAAUCAGUACCCACUUUACACCUCAACAAAAGCACACCCAGCCAGUCUCCGGUUGUGUCACGCACUCAGCUGACCCAGCAGCAGCAGCAGCAGCAGCAUCACGACAGGAAGUUCAAUCUGCUUAGCGAUCUAGGUGGCGACAUUUUUGCAGCUCCGCACUCGCAGUCCACAGGCAACGCAAACUUUGCCAACUUUGCACAUUUCAACAGUCAUUUGGCAGCGCAGAAUGCAAAUUCUAAUGCAGACUUUGCGAAUUUUGAUGCGUUUAAUAAUAGUUCUGCUGCUCAAACCACAGCGACAUUUCCAUCAGCUCCACAAGCCCUAUUUCAACACGCACAACCAGUAUACAACAGUCUCCCAUUUAGUCGCAGUGUGGGCGAGUUUACCUCAUCGCUGCCUCCACUGGCCAUGCACAGUAGCUCAUCAGGACUAGCUAAUGCCAACUUUGCAGACUUCGAAAACUUCCCCAAAUCUUGCGGUGCUGAUUUCGCCUCAUUUAGCUCCACCCAGAGUAACUCAGUGGGAGAGGGGCAUAAAGUGGAAGCAGUCAGCGUCUCUGCAGACCGAUACGCAGCCCUCGCCGACCUCGACAACAUGUUCGGCAGCAAACCUGAGCAAGGAACGAGUUCAGCCCCUCCGUCAGCAGGUGUGGGUCCUCCACCUCCACAGGCAGCUCUGUUGGGCGGCAAUCGCUACGCUGCUCUAGCUGUACUAGACAAUGUCUUUAGCUCCUCAGCGCCAAACGUGAGCGGCUACAACACUGCCACCACCGCACAAGGGUCUAUGUUUGGAUCCUCUACGGCUGCUCCUCCAGUUCAAGCACAACAGGGUUUACCCAGCAUGCCUCAGGGUUUUGGAGGGCCUUCGACGAAUCCAUUCGUUGCUCCCGGGGCUCCGCAGGCCCCUCCCACUAACCCGUUUCAGACCAAUGGAAGAGCAGCAGUACCAGGAGUGGGUGUGGCCACAGCAGCCUCUUUCGGUCCUCCGUCCAUGAGCAUGCCGACUGGGUUUGGAAACGCUGCUGCGUACAACCUUCCCACCAGCUUCAGUGGAAACUUCCAGCAAGCGUUUCCUGGACAGCCGUUCCCCCAGCAGCACGCGUAUCCCCAACAACCCAACGGAGGUUUUGCUGCAUUUGGUCAGGGUAAAGUCACUCCGUUUGGACAGAACAUGACGGCGCCUGGAGUAACCAACAAUCCCUUCCUGGCAGGGGCACCAGCAGCACAGUUUCCUGCAGGAGGCUCAUCCACAAACCCCUUCUUAUAGCACGCCUUUGUCCUCCGCUCCUCCGGUGGGCGGCCUGCGACUCGUUCGCACCUCUUGCACUGUUUUGUUUCUCAAGUAGCUUUAAAAAAAAACAUCAAAUUCUUAAAGGAAUUUUUUAUUGAAUUUUAAGAGCAGAAGACAGAAAAAAACAGCAAGGGAAUAUAUACAUGAUCCUGUCUAUGGCACAUCCAUAAUGACAGAAAACAAAACAAGUUGCAGAGUUGUUUGGAGAAAAGGAGCUUUUUUUUACUGUGCUCCUUUUGUCAUUCCUGUGAACUGGCCUGACCUGGACAUCAUCUGCACGACGUGGUGGAUUACUAAGUUAUUGCAAACCUCCUGUUCAUGUUAAUGCUGAAAUUCUGUAUAUAAUUCUUUCAUAGAAAUUGCUAAAUUUGAGGUCUUUGUGCAUAUCAGUAUUUGUAUCUUUAACACGCAUACACACGCGUCCACACACACACAUGCUGCAUAUACGGCGUUGACGUCCGCCAUGCUGUGAAUAACAUUAAGAAAGAAUGUGGAAUCCCUUUUUGACAUC